Messenger RNA from Chaetomium fimeti, 1465 nucleotides. RefSeq lists its product as uncharacterized. The transcript has 2 exons. The coding region runs from base 151 to 1398 and encodes 415 amino acids. NCBI's taxonomy places the organism in Eukaryota, Fungi, Ascomycota, Sordariomycetes, Sordariales, Chaetomiaceae. The record is from RefSeq and is a predicted model, not a curated record.
AAGAGGAUGAGCUCAUUGGGAAACAAACGUCAUUGACGCGUUUCCCAAUUUCCCAGACACGGUGGGCCUUUGUUUUUAUACAGACAUCCGUACACGGUCCUCGACGACCUCCUGGCAUCACCAAGUUCCACCUUCAAACUCACUGCCAAAAUGCAGCCCAAACGGUCCGCAGCGGACGGCCCCAGUCGACGAUCCAAGAGGUCGCGUCCGUCCACCGAGGGCACCGAGGGCACCAAUGCCACCAGCGAGGCACCAACUUGGUCAAUUCCUCGAGACGAGCGCUGGUCCCCUGAUAUCUCGGGCUCUGCAAAUGUCGACAUGGAAUACAAGAUAGCCACCCAGGAUCUGGAGAAAGCUUACCGAUUUGUGUGCAUCUGCCGGACCCCGUUUUACAACGGCGAAAGGGAGGAAGAGGAGGAAGACGAGGAAGAGGACGAGCAGGGCGAGAGCUCUAAGGCCCCCGAAAAGGCCGAGGAACCGGGCAAGUGUGACGGCGGGGACACUUGUUUAUGCAACAAGCCCGCGUCGGAGCAUCCCGGCCAUAUCUGGAAACUGUCGUACGCCGGCUUGCGCAAGUUCCACACGCAGGAGGUCCACUGCCAGCUAAGGUGCCCCGACUACUUUGAAAUGUACACGUUCAACAGGCACGGGGCCUAUGGCGUGCUGGAGGUCCUGCAGAACCUCAUCCUGGACUUUGAGGAGGCCUCGGACAACUACCAGGAACAGUGGGCUGUCUGUGAGGGUUUGGCUUUCUUCCUCAUGACCAACACCGCAUGGGAAGUGACGGGGGUCGAUGGAAACACCGUCACCGAAACAUACCUGAUCAUUGGUCGUCUCUUUUUGAGCAUGCUUGCCACGCUGGAGCGGUUUGGUUGUCUCAAAGAGGACUCCGAGUUUGAGAAUCUCGGUCUGGUCAUGGCGCUGUUCAUGGCAUUUGCGCGGUACGCAAAGCAAUGCAGCGAGCUGAGAGACAGUAACCGGCAGUCGUUGGGCCCCGGAAAGGACAAGCGGAAGUGGUAUCCGCACAACUUCCAGGAUCAAAUUCUCGCGUACGCCUCCAAGUACCAUAUCACUCUCGUCGGGCCGCACAAUAUCGACGACAUCAUCAAGAAAGCCCGUGCGGGUGCCGAUCUGCCCGUCCCACCGACACCCGAGAUGGGCAGAGUAGAUCCUUUUGCUCUCGCCAAGAACCUGAAGAGAUACAAGGAGGAACAAGGCGGUCUCACGGCCUGGAUGGCCCUCCACAGUAACAGCGACACGCCUAUUGGGGGGGACAAUCUCGACAUCACCACCUGGAGCAGCGAAAGGCGCAAGGAGAAGAGCUUUGAGGAGAAGGACCCGCUGACCGAGGAGCAUAUUGAGGCCCUCAAGAAGGGUAUGGUGAUUGCGCUUGGCUAGGCAUUGGGUCAGAGGUAUGAGAUGGGUGUAGUUGUAACCUUUGGAAAAUAGCUUCGAGGAUUCAAGU